This is a messenger RNA of Tripterygium wilfordii, 1027 nucleotides long. RefSeq names its product putative germin-like protein 2-1. NCBI's taxonomy places the organism in Eukaryota, Viridiplantae, Streptophyta, Magnoliopsida, Celastrales, Celastraceae. The coding region runs from base 27 to 680 and encodes 217 amino acids. The record is from RefSeq and is a predicted model, not a curated record. Gene Ontology annotation, cellular component: cell wall. Gene Ontology annotation, molecular function: manganese ion binding. The transcript has 2 exons.
UACAUAUAUAUAUCAAGAAUUCAGCAAUGGCUGCUCGCGUUAACGUUCUUCUGUUAGCUUCUCUAGCCAUGUUGUUUGCCUAUGCCUUGGCAUCUGACAGCAGCCCCCUUCAAGACUUUUGUGUAGCUGAUCCAAUGAGCACAGUGAUGGUGAAUGGCUUGGCUUGCAAGGAACCCGAAAAGGCUCGAGCCAACGAUUUCUUCUUCAGCGGGCUUAACGUUGCAGGUAACACGUCGAAUGCAGUUGGGUCUAGAGUGACAGCAGUGAAUGUAGCACAAAUACCUGGACUCAACACUCUUGGCAUCUCCCUUGUCCGCAUUGACUACGCGCAGUGGGGUAUCAACCCUCCACACACCCAUCCUCGCGCCACAGAAAUCUUGACAGUCCUUGAAGGCUCACUGGAAGUUGGUUUUGUCACUUCAAAUCCCGAAAACCGACACAUCACCACGGUACUAAAGAAGGGUGAUGUGUUUGUGUUUCCGGUCGGUCUCGUACAUUACCAGAGGAAUGUAGGAUUGGGGAAUGCUGUUGCUAUUGCUGGUCUUAACAGCCAAAACCCUGGUGUAAUCACAAUUGCAAAUGCAGUGUUCGGGGCUAAUCCGGAAAUCGACAGGGAUGUUCUUGCCAAGGCAUUCCAGUUGGAAAAGAAUGUCAUUGCUUACGAGCAAUCCAAGUUCUGAUUAACCUGACAAAGGAGCAUGUUAUACCGUAUUGAGUCUCUGUGAUUUUCCAUUCUGUCUGUUUGUGUCCUAGAAAUGUGUUGCUUGAUUGAUUUUCUUUGAUUUGUCCUUACUGUAUGGAAUUCCAUCCUGAUGUUUUUAAUCCAAGUGAGUUGAAUGUUUUUUUUGGAUUGGAGUAAAGUUUCAAGACUUACUGAAAUUGAAGUUCUGGUUGUUUGGGAAGUAAGCUAUGGAUCUGAAAAAAGAAGAAGAAGAUGAGUUGUUGGAGAAGGUCUUGAAGGAGCAUGAACAAAGAUAAUACUGGGAUGAUAAGGACAAAUCCUUGCUCUCCAUUGGUGGUGGAGUCA